Leucoraja erinaceus (little skate) is the source of this 2812-nucleotide messenger RNA. RefSeq names its product G-protein coupled receptor moody-like. Gene Ontology annotation, biological process: G protein-coupled receptor signaling pathway. Bases 1678 to 2793 code for a protein of 371 amino acids. The record is from RefSeq and is a predicted model, not a curated record. Gene Ontology annotation, cellular component: membrane. The transcript has a single exon. NCBI's taxonomy places the organism in Eukaryota, Metazoa, Chordata, Chondrichthyes, Rajiformes, Rajidae. Gene Ontology annotation, molecular function: G protein-coupled receptor activity.
GACUCACUGCUUCAUAAUGUUGGCACAGGCUGUGCCCCAAUGCCGGAGAGGAACAAUCAUCACCAUCUGUUGUAGAUAGCGACCAAGGAUGGGCCUGGCUCGGUGAGCGGGUAGAUAAGAGAAUGUCCUGGUUGUUUUGCUCCUGGGCCUGGCCAAGCUGGCCAUCCGUGGUUCACUGCGGCAGGCAAACAAGGGCUGACUGCCUGCCCCAUUUUCCUAGGUUAUGUGCAUGUGCUGAUUUCCAUAUAUUUUCUUUAGAGAUACAGCGCGGAAACUGGCCCUUUGGCCCACUGGAUCCGCACCGACCAGCGAUCACCCUGCACACGAGCACUGUCCUACUUGGUUCUUGGUUUCUUGGUCCUCCAAAAUAUUCCAAAUGGAAUUUAAACUGGAGGUGGUGAAGGGAGGGCUUAAGCCAGAAAGGGUUAUUGGGAAGAAAGAGCUACUUUAAAUUUAGUUGCAUCUGGUUGGGUAACUAUAGUUGGGUGGAGAUUAUUACAUGCUUUAAUUGUGCGGGGGAAGAACAAAUUGCUGUAUACAUCUGUCUUUGUAGCUGGGAUCACAAAUUGCAUCGAAUGCCCUCGUCUGCUCCUAAUUGGUUUGGGUUUGGUGUAGGUCUUGUAGUCUAUGUCGAGCUGAUCAUUUAACAUUUUGUAAAAACAGGUCAAACGGUGAGCUUCACGUCUGUCUUGGAGAGGGUUCCACCCCAGAGAAUUCAGACGUUUGGUGACACUAGGCACAAUUAUUUUACAGUUUUACCUAAGCCAAUUUACCUACAAACCCGCACGCCUUUGGAAUACGGGAGAAACCCACGCGGUCACAGGGAGAACGUGCAAACUCCGUCCAGACAGCACCCGAGGUCAUAAUUGAACCAGGGUCUCUGGCAUUGUGAGGCAGCAACUCUGCCGCUGUGCCAUCCUUUACAAAGAUCACUUAAUAUAGUCAUUUGCUCUUUACUAGUAAGAAUACUUGGCAAUUUUUGUAGUAACUUGGUGGGUGUUUAUUAUUUUAAGGUAAAUAUUGCUGUAAAUAAUUAAAUAGAUUUAAUUUUGUAAAAAAAAAAGGGUGGACCUGUGCCUUGGAGAGGGAAAAGGCUGGAGAACAAUUUCUGUUUGAAGUGUCAGCUGAGAGAGAAUUUGCUAAAUACUUAAACGGUGGGAGGGAAACGAGAGACUAAUUGUGCAGCUUGUUCAAAGACUGUUGUCAUUCUGUGAGGAGUGGUCAGAUCGGUGAGAGUACCAAAUGGAUUUAACCCUGCUUAGAACGCUAGUAAAAACACACACGGAGCCGACAGCUCUUGGAGAGAUGCCUUUGGUGAGGAAAAUGCAGUUUUUUAAGUUAUCCUGAGUGAGAACAUCUCACUCUCUGACUCUACUAGAGGUCGACUUUUAACUGCCAUUGGCCAAUUUCAACAGCCCUUCUCGACAAUCGAUGGGGUUGGGGUAUUAGCACUUAAAGGACGGAUGCUGGUGUGAAUCGGAGUUUGUCAUGAAAGAUGCAGUGAUUAGAUGCAACGUGUUUUAAAGAAAACGUGGAGAAACUUCUACAUGGCGAGGCGAUGGUUGGUUGGCUUCUUGGAGCGUGGGAUUCCCUUUUUGGAGAGCGCCUGGGAUGUAUCUGGGCGUCGCCAUUGAGUGCAGUGCCAUGAAGUUUUAGUCCUGUGCGAAAAACUCAGCGAUGCUCGGUCCCCUUGCUAUAGAAUGCAAUGAGACCGACUCCCAAGUUUACAUUCCGCUCCACCCCGUCUCCCUGGCUGUGAGUGCGUUGAUCCUGAGCUUGACUUGUGUUAUCGGCGUGCUGGCAAACGGGCUGGCCUGCCGCUUGCUUCGCCCAGACAAGUCUCCGCGCACCCCGAUCAACGCCCUUCUUCUCAACCUUGCCGCCACCGACCUCCUGAAAUGCGCGGUGGACAUCCCCUUGCUCCUGGCCGUCAGCAUCUGGGGCAACAGCCGGGUGGACCUGGGCGAAACGGCGUGCGUCCUGCAACCUUUCGCCUACUCCCUGAGCAGUUGUGUCCAACUUGCUACUCUGGUGGUCAUCAGCGUGGAACGCUACCAAGCCAUUGCCCACCCAUUCCAGGUAACCAAGAAGAAGAUUAGGAUCCAGGGAUGGGGCCCAAUCAUCUGGUCCAUGAGUUUUAUGGUUUCAGUCUUGUCCGUCACUUUGACCAAGAAGACCCCAGCCUAUGUGAGAUGCAGGCAUCUAUCUGUAGACCCUCAAAAAUAUUUUGACCCUUUUGGUACUUUUAUCCUUGUUCCCACCUGGACUAUCAGCUUGGCCCUGAUAGUUGGCCACUACCUGAGAAUAUUUGCACUUGUCAGGAGGCACAACAAAAGAAUCUUUGAUAGGGGGAUGGUGCCCAGCUCACCAAAGGAGCGUGUUCUGCACCUACCGGGGCAUGGCGGGCAACAGCAGACAGCAGCCAAGGCGGUGGCUAGAGGGGAAGAUGGAUGUCCACCAGCUGAGCUCAGCCCUGUUCAUCAGACAGGGAAGACAUCGCGGGCUGUCCAGAGCCAGGUGGUCUCGACGAACGGCCGAGCCUCCACGUCCCUCCAGAGUGAACCUCCUGAUGCCCCCAACAUAAUGGGAGCGGUGUGCCUCAUUAGCAGGUCAUCCAGAGAGACUGCCAAGAAAAGAAUGGAGGGCAGGCUUGCCAAACGCUUUGGCUACAUCAUGUUAACCUUCCUGGUGUGCUGGAUGCCGCUGGUCACAGUUUUGCUGUUGAACAUGUUCGUACAACAUUUGGUAAGUGGAUGUGGAAAUUUUUUUACAUUUGGGGGACAAAAGGAAUGAAUGGCUGAGGUCUUUCGAA